Messenger RNA from Durio zibethinus, 4220 nucleotides. RefSeq lists its product as uncharacterized. The record is from RefSeq and is a predicted model, not a curated record. Gene Ontology annotation, molecular function: protein binding. Lineage: Eukaryota; Viridiplantae; Streptophyta; Magnoliopsida; Malvales; Malvaceae.
UCUCUCUCUCUCUCUCUCUCUCUCUCUCUCUCUUUAAUUUUCUCUAAGUUGCGUAUUUAUGCCUUUUGGCUCUUUGGGGUAUAUUCUCUUUAGCUUUGAUUCUCUAUGUAGCAGGAAAAAAAAAAAGUAAAAAUCUUUGCUUUAUAUUAUCAUUCAAAACUCUCUUCUUCUAACUUUCAUCAAUUUCUCGAGGAGUUUCUCUUUAAGCAUGUUGCUUCGCUUUUUAUGGGUGAUUUUUCUUCCUCAUGAAAGCUGAUGGGGGUUUGUGAAUGAUCGUUGAAACUGGUAUGUCUUCAUUGUGAAUAUGGUGAAGAUGAUGGUGGAAUAAUAUGCUAUUGACACUACUCUCCAUUAAAUGGAAAUAGAAUCUAGACCCUGUUGAUUUCUUGAUUAUAAUAUGGAUUAGAUGGAAUAAACUACCUAGGAGGCUGUGAAAGUUUGCUUGGCCUGUGAUAACUUCUUUAUUGGUAUUUGGAGAACCUCUGGCUCUUGACAUAAUCCGGUGAAGGCAUAUAGUUAAGCAGCAGCUGUCGGCUGUGCUUCUGAAUAUUAAUUUUCAAUAACUUAAAACAAGUAUUUAUAGACUUUCCUUGGAUAUAUAGAGUAUUAGAGAUGUUAACUUCACCUCAAGUACAGAAGCAGAAUGUCCAAAAAUCGAUGCGUAAAGUCUCACCUAGUGGUUCACAUAAAGAUUUGUGGCUUGCUGUGCGAGAAGGGUCCUUGCCUGAUGUAGAUUUGGCAUUGGCGCUUUUGAAGAAGACUGGAGGUAAUAUCAAUUCAAAGAACAAUUUUGGUCUGACUCCUCUUCACAUUGCAACUUGGAGAAAUCACAUUCCCAUUAUUAGGAGGCUUCUAGAAGCUGGUGCUGAUCCUAAUGCUAGGGAUGGAGAAUCAGGAUGGAGUAGCCUUCACAGAGCUGUGCAUUUUGGCCAUCUUGCUGUAGCAAGUGUUCUCCUUCAGUCAGGUGCUUCUAUUACAUUGGAAGAUUCAAAAUGUAGAACACCAGUAGAUCUCCUAUCUGGGCCUGUUUUGCAGGUUUUUGGAGAUGGGCAGGAUUCAGCUACUGAGGUGUUUAGCUGGGGAAGUGGUGCAAACUAUCAACUUGGAACAGGAAAUGCCCACAUACAAAAGUUACCGUGCAAACUUGAUUCAUUUCAUGGCUCUAUAAUCAAGUUAGUUUCUGCUGCUAAGUUCCAUAGUGUAGCUGUUACUGCUCGUGGAAAAGUAUACACUUGGGGUUUUGGAAGGGGGGGUCGUCUUGGGCACCCUGACUUUGACAUCCAUAGUGGUCAAGCUGCAGUUAUCACUCCCCGCCAAGUGACUUCUGGUUUGGGUGCUCGUCGGGUGAAAGCAAUUGCUGCAGCUAAACAUCACACUGUAAUCGCUACUGAGGGUGGGGAAGUGUUCACUUGGGGAUCCAAUAGAGAGGGCCAGCUGGGCUAUACGUCUGUGGAUACCCAACCAACACCACGUAGAGUAAGCUCAAUUAGAUCAAGAAUAGUUUCUGUUGCAGCUGCAAAUAAGCAUACUGCUGUUGUCUCUGAGUCUGGUGAAGUAUUCACAUGGGGCUGCAACAGAGAGGGUCAACUUGGUUAUGGCACCUCUAAUUCAGCAUCAAAUUACGCACCAAGAAUAGUUGAGUAUUUGAAAGGCAAGGUCUUUGUAGGUGUUGCAACUGCAAAAUAUCACACAAUUGUGUUGGGAGCUGAUGGAGAGGUAUGUACUUGGGGUCAUCGACUUGUUACACCUAGACGAGUUGUCAUUAAUAGAAAUCUAAGAAAGAUGGGAAGCACCCCUAUGAAAUUCCAUCGAAAGGAACGACUUCAUGUGGUUGCAAUAGCGGCUGGGAUGGUACAUAGCAUGGCUAUGAGUGAAGAUGGAGCAUUAUUUUAUUGGGUUUCCUCAGAUCCUGAUCUUAGAUGCCAACAGCUAUAUUCACUGUGUGGAAAAAAAAUGGUAAGCAUUUCUGCUGGUAAGUACUGGGCUGCUGCUGCUACUGCUACAGGUGAUGUUUACAUGUGGGAUGGCAAGAAAGAUAAGGACAAACCACCCAUUGUAACUCGGUUAUAUGGUGUUAAGAGGGCUACUUCAGUUUCAGUUGGUGAAACUCAUCUUUUGACUAUCGGUUCUCUCUAUCACCCUUUCUAUCCUCCCAACAUGCCCAAAAGUGAUCAGGCACAGAAGUUGAAAGUCAGUGAUGAAUUAGAAGAAUUUUAUGAGGAAUUUAUGUUUAAUGAUUCAGAGUCAAGUUGUAUGGGAUCAUCUGUACAUAAAAAUGGUUCUGAGAAGAAACCCAUACCAAGCUUAAAGAGUCUUUGUGAGAAAGUGGCAGCAGAGUGUCUAGUGGAGCCACGGAAUGCAAUUCAACUACUUGAAAUUGCAGAUUCACUUGGAGCUGAUGAUCUAAGGAAGCAUUGCGAGGAUAUUGUUAUUCGUAACUUGGACUAUAUCUUAACUGUCUCAUCACAAGCUUUUGCAAGUGCUUCACCAGAUGUUCUAGCUAAUCUUGAGAAGUCGUUAGACCUGAGAUCAUCAGAAUCAUGGAGUUACCGUCGGCUUCCCACUCCUACAGCGACCUUUCCGGUUACCAUCAAUAGUGAAGAGGAGGAUAGUGAAAAUGAGGUUCUAAGGAUCCGUGACAAGUACAAGAAUAAAACCCCUUUGGAAAAUGAUGUAGACAGAUUGGACUCCUUUCUGCAACCUAAAGAUGAUCCCAAUCAAGGCAUUUCCAAACAAAUUCGAGCUUUACGAAAGAAGCUGCAGCAGAUUGAGGUGCUUGAAGAGAAGCAGUUGGGUGGAUGCGUCCUUGAUGACCAGCAAAUUGCAAAGCUACAAACAAGACCAGCUCUUGAAAAUUCUCUUGCUGAGCUUGGUGUACCAGUUGAAAAAUCACAGUCAAAAGGGCCAUCUUCAGUUUCACAAGAUGGAAAAGGAAAUAAAAAAGCUGAGGGUUCAAGAAAACAGACAAAGAAGAGCAAACAUAGGGUAGCUCAAGUUAAGACAGUAUCUGGUUUUAGUACAAGUAGCAUAGAACCAAACUCUGUGAAGGACUUUUCUGACAUUGAAAUCCCCCAAGUUUUAAUGAAUAAGGAAGAAAAUGCUUUGUCUGAAGGAACUGUAGCAGACCAAGCCUCCAAAAAGUCUACUUUCUUUGUUCAGAAAAAUGACAGUUCGGUCCCAUCAAAAGAUAAGAGUACAUCACAAACAGUAUCCAAGAAGAAGAAUAGGAAAGGUGGACUUUCUAUGUUUCUGAGUGGUGCUCUUGAUGACACCCCCAAACAUGCUACUCCCCCUCCACCAACACCACGAAGCGAGGGCCCUGCAUGGGGUGGUGCAAAGGUUCCAAAAGGAUCUGCUUCACUUCGUGAAAUUCAGGAUGAGCAAAGCAAAAUACAGGUGAACCAGCAAACUGGAAGCAAAAAUCAGGUGGAAGAUCUUUUUGAUGGUAGAAGUGAAGGAAAAAUCCUGCUGAGUUCAUUUUUGCCAUCAAAGCCAAUUCCUGUGGUCUCAGGUCGAGCUUCACAAUCAGAGGCAUCUGAUGUAGAUAGAAGCACACCUCCUUGGGCUGCUUCUGGUACUCCUCCUCAUCUUUCACGGCCAUCUCUCAGGGAUAUCCAGAUGCAGCAGCAGGGAAAACAACUGCAAAGUCUUUCUCACAGUCCAAAAAUUAAAAUGGCUGGGUUUUCAUUAGCUACUGGUCAAGUAUCGCCAUCUGAUUCCCCUGGGAUGAACCGCUGGUUCAAAUCAGAGGCUGAAGCACCAUCUUCAAUCCGAUCAAUUCAGAUUGAAGAAAGGGCUAUGAAGGACCUCAAACGCUUCUACACCAGUGUUAAAGUUGUCAAAAACCAGUCAUAGGACAGGCAAAUGAUAUUUGCUGUUGAAGGUGGCACCAGGGCUUUCUUUCCUCUUCCUUUGGUUAAAUGUAAAUUUGACUGUACAGAUGUUCGCUCUCCUUAUACAUUUAACCCUUUUCUUAUUUGAGGGUAGUCUCUACAUCAUCGUCAUUUCUUUAUGCUCUUGCAUAUUUUUUUUGGUAAUCUUACCUUUUAGAAUAAUGUUCAUUUUGAAGAAGUGAAAAGCUCUUAGAUGUUUAGUUCAUAGCCUUGUACACAGCAAUAAAUUCCUAUCAAACAUAGGGCUUUUUAAUGAAAUUAGCUUUCUUUUCCAUGAAUGAGUAGGAAGUUAACAACCUGUCAUUAGGUUUCGACGGUAAGUGUUCA